CUCAAAGAGCGGUGCCAUAAACGUUCUAGAAAACUUAUUUUUGUGGAGCGGAAUUAGUCAGGUUCAAUUUGAACGCUUAUUUAGCCGAGUCAGAAACUGGAUUAGCAGGAUUCAAAACUGAUUCUCUUGGACGGAUGGCUGAUUCAGAAGCCAGCAAUGAAGCCACCUUUAGGGAUAUACCAUUUGAACAGGCUCCUGUCGAUGAAAUCCACUUAUGGUCAAUAUGUGAUGAUGUAGGCGCAAAAUGGAGAGACCUGGGUACAGUCUUAAAGCUUGAAUCAGCGUUCAUGGAUAAUAUUGAAACUGAUUUCAAAGAAUGCCGUGAAAAGGCAUGGAUAAUGCUUCGAAAGUGGAGACAAAAAAAUGGAAAAGAAGCAACAGUGGGAAUCCUUCGAAAUGCUCUUGUAAAGAUUGAAAGGAGAGACGUCGUCGAUAAACUGCUUGAAACGAAUAAAUGUUUGCGAUGUUCUAAGUUGGAGAAGGAACUCAAGGAUUUAAAAGCAGAAAGAGACACAUUAAAAAACAAAAUCUGCCAACUCGAGGGCAUGAGCGCAGACGACGAGCAGAAAAGGAUGGGCACAAAAACAAAGGAUGAGAUAAUCAAAGAUCUUGUGGAAGAAAAGAAAAUGAUGAAGAAACAGAUUGAAGGACUAAAAGCCAAGGAGGGGGAACUGAAAUUGAAGUUACAAGUUCAAACAAAUCCAGAGGAGCUGGAUCAGCUAAAGAUUCAAAUUUUUGACCUGUUGAAUCAAAUAGAGGAGCUCAACAGAAAAGAGAAAAGCUCUGAGUCAGAAUGCUAGAGGUUACAAGAGGAGCUCAAGAAGUGCAGCAAAU
Molecule: messenger RNA, 834 nt
Organism: Pocillopora verrucosa
Lineage: Eukaryota; Metazoa; Cnidaria; Anthozoa; Scleractinia; Pocilloporidae
Source: RefSeq, a predicted model, not a curated record